AUGUCUUUCGCCUCCCCGACCAAGCGCCGCGUCCCUCCUCAGCCCUACACCCCCGCCCAGGGCUGGCGGCGCACCAAUGGCGCCGCGCACCGCCAACUCCCGCCGGUUUCAUUCGACUACGCGGGCCAGCGCGCGGGCCAGGGUGUGUCAAUGCGCGACUUGCGCCUGAAGAGCACUGCGAUCCCGAUGCACGGCGCGGCCGACCUGGUUCUGGCGCCGAGUGGCCUGCAGCGGGUCGUAUUUCGCAUCAUCUGGCCGGGAUACGGACACGUCGAGUGGUGUCGGACGAUGCCCGUUGUGAGCCCGAGCGGCGCGCCGAUAACGCGCGUCGCACUUGCUGUCCAGAUUGCGACAAGCUUUGCGAGCUGGUUCGAGAAAACGCAAUACGAGCAGCCCACCUCCCCUGAAUGGAUGAUCUCUCCCGCCUGUGUGCAGUUCAAGCACAUGUACCUCGUUGCCCUCGUCAACACCUUCGAGGAUGUCUGGCAGGCCGAUGUUGCGCUGGAUGUUUGUUAG
Molecule: messenger RNA, 516 nt
Organism: Mycena indigotica
Lineage: Eukaryota; Fungi; Basidiomycota; Agaricomycetes; Agaricales; Mycenaceae
Exons: 3
Coding region: 1-516 (171 amino acids)
Source: RefSeq, a predicted model, not a curated record